GAAGCGGACUUUGGGUUCCUGGAACCUCGGCGCUGAAGACAGCUUGGCCUUGCACUGUGUACAGCUAUCUGGACGACAGGGCCAGAGCUGAUGGCAGACCAUGUCAGCCACUAACAACAUCGCCCAGGCCCGAAAACUGGUGGAGCAGCUCCGCAUCGAAGCCGGGAUCCAGCGUAUCAAGGUCUCCAAGGCCUCAUCAGAACUCAUGAGCUACUGCGAGCAGCAUGCCCGGAACGACCCCCUGCUGGUCGGAGUCCCUGCCUCCGAGAACCCCUUCAAGGACAAGAAGCCUUGUGUCAUUCUAUAGCUUGGUUUUCUCCUGUGUUUUCUCUCUGUGUAUCUCUCUCUCCCUCUCUCUCUUUCUCUCCCCAAAGCCCUUCUUUCUCUCUCUCUGUCAGGGCGUCAUUCAGUACGUAGUCAAAGCAAAGCAUUUUGGGUCCCUGGGACUUUUAAUGCCAAAAGAAAUGUAAAACGUUGCCACCGCCCAGAUGGAGUAAACGUACCCGCUGGGUAACGCUGGGUUUUCAGACUGAGGCGCACAGACCGCAGGGCCUGGCCGAGAGAUGGGUGCUGGCUGCACAACUCCUUCCACUUAGGAGAACUGAGAGGCCCGAACGAUGCGGUCGCCGUAUUUUUAAACUCUCACUUGCCAUUUGAGCUGUGGUCCAGAGCCAAGCUGGUCAGAGAAGGGACUGGAAGGGGGCGCUGGCCGCUGGUCCCGGGGGACCAGGGCGACCUGGCCGGCUGGCCGUCCUCACACAAUUGGCCACUUGUAAAAAAAAAC
Molecule: messenger RNA, 784 nt
Organism: Myotis brandtii (Brandt's bat)
Lineage: Eukaryota; Metazoa; Chordata; Mammalia; Chiroptera; Vespertilionidae
Gene: GNG7
Product: guanine nucleotide binding protein (G protein), gamma 7
Exons: 3
Coding region: 101-307 (68 amino acids)
Biological process (GO): G protein-coupled receptor signaling pathway
Cellular component (GO): heterotrimeric G-protein complex
Molecular function (GO): G-protein beta-subunit binding
Source: RefSeq, a predicted model, not a curated record